AUGACAGAUACUACUACUAUUUCUACUUCUACUACCAUACAACAACAAUAUUUAUUAUCAACAAAACAAUUUAAACAAUUUAAUGAAAAUGGUUAUUUAAUAGUAGAUGGAUUAAUUAGUUUAGAACAAAUAGAUAAUGUAUUUAAAGAUAUUAAAGUUAAAUUAGAUCAUCUUGAAUCAAGUCUUUUCAAACAUAAUAAAAUCAAUAGUUGUACAACCAAUACAUCUACAACUUUGGAUGAAAGAAUCAUAAAUAUAGAAAAUCAAUACAAAGGAGCAUCGAUAAUGUUACAUUCAAUGUUUGCUGGUAGAUUGGUUAAAUCGAUUGGUGAUAUUAUGCAGAGUGAAGCAACACUAGAUAUCAUUCAACAAUUAUUGGCAGAUGGUAAUAUAUCUGGACACCCAGAAUGGAAUGUUAGAGUAAAGAUACCAAAUAAUAGAAGUUUUGAAGUUCCUUGGCAUCAAGAUGCUGCCUAUCUUGCAGAGGGUGCAGACGCAUUUGAUCAAAUAACAGUUUGGAUUCCUCUGGUUGAUAUUAACGAUUGUAAUGGACCAGUUGAAUUAAUACCUUGUAAAGAUCCUAAAUUAUUACCUCACAAAUUACAAAAAAUACAUCGCAGUGGAGAUCAACAAUUAAAUGAAUCUUGGUAUCUCGAAAUACCAGAAUCUCAUCUAAAUGUUGACAAUACAACUAUAGUUAAUGCAAGUGGAAUGAAAAGAGGAUCAGCAUUAUUUUUUAACAACAAAAUACCUCAUUCUAGUACAACCAAUAUAAGUAAUAGUGUACGUUGGACUAUAGAUAUUAGAUAUCAAAAGACAACUGAUCCAUCUGGUUUCUAUCCAAUAGAUUCAAUUGAAUCAAAACAAGAAAUUAAAAUGAAACUAAGAUCUGAUCAACAAAGAUCUAUACCUAUAGAUUAUAAUCAUUGGAGUGGUCAUAAUGAUAUUUUAAUGACAUCUUUAAAAAAAAAUGAUAAAAAGGAUAAAGAAGAAGAUAUAUUUAAAUAUAAGUUGAUCAUGGAUCCAUUUGGAGAUCAUGAUGACUUGGGUAUUGGAGGAGCAAGUAAGAGUAAAUUCACAUUUGACUUUGAUGAUGAAGAUAUAUUAGAUGAAAGUCAAACACUGGUCAAUAAUAGAUCUAUUUCACCGACCGAUGAUGAUGAUAACGAUAAUCAUAAUGAUAAUAGAACAAUUGAAAGUCAACUAUUUUCAAGUAAAUUAGAGAAUCAUUGUUUACAACAACAAUUGGUUGAACUGACAAAACUAUUGGAUCAAGAAAGAAAAAGAACCAAUGGAUUAAAACAAACCAAUCAAGAUGAUGAUGAUUCUGAUCAUUCUUCUUCUACUGAUUCUGAUGAUGAUGAAAAAGAAUUUGAAGAAAUCAUUGAUAGAUUAGUAACAAAAAGAGAACAACAACAACAACAAGAUCAAGAGUCAAUGGUUUUAAAGGAAAAACAAGAAUAUAAACCAAUGGUUGUUUUAAAUGAUGAUAAAAGAAAAGAGAUUGAAGAAGAUUUGACAAGAGCAAUUGAUAGUUUGAAAAAAAUUGCAACUUAUUCAAAAGAUGCUCUCAAACAAACUAGAAAUUAUCGUGAUUAUAUAUCUGUGGUACGUGGUAAUCGUUCAGCAUCGAUGGAAAAGAAGGAGAAAAAUAGACUUGCUCUUAUCAAUGAGAUUAAAAGUACUGGUAUUCGUUCACUCAGAAAAUCAAAAUCAACAUUUGCAAAAGAAUAUACUAAAAAGGUUGCUUCCUUUUUCAAAUAUGAUAUUCCUUCUAUUACUUCUUCAUCUCAACUUGAUGAAAAAGAAAAGGAAACUAUAAAUGAAAUACAAGAGGAAGAAGAAGAAAAGUUACCAGAACCAUCAAUUGAAGAAAUAGUUGAUGAACCCUCAACCAAGAAAAAUGAUGGAGAAGGUUCUAGAUUUCAAUGUCAUAUGUGUAGAAAAAAAUAUGGAGAGAUUCAUUUCUUUUAUGAAUUGUUGUGUUGGAAAUGUGCCAAUUUCAACUAUGGUUAUAGAAUGGUUACGGCCGAUAUGAAAGAUCGUAUCAUGUUGGUAACUGGUGCAAGAGUAAAGAUUGGAUAUAUUGCAUGUCUUAAAUUACUGCGUGCUGGUGCAACUGUUUUGGCAACUAGUAGAUUCUCCAAAGACACUGUUAUUCGUUACUCUAUGGAAAAGGAUUUCAAUGAUUGGAAAGAUAGACUACAUGUAUAUUCAUUGGAUUUACGUGACUUACGUGCUACCGAAGCAUUUUGUCAAUUCCUUAAAUCAAAUUAUCCCUAUCUAUCUGGUAUCAUUAAUAAUGCUGCUCAAACCAUUUCAAGACCUUCACUAUUCUAUAAAAUUCCAAUUGAAUUGGAACUUGAACCAAUCAAUCAUCUACCAAAAGAUAUUCAAUCAAUUUUAGAUGGAAAUGUAAAAAAAGAAUUAUUAUUUAAAAAUCAAGGAAUUAAUACAAAUUAUUAUAACCUAAAUAAUAAUAAUAAUAUUGGAUUUAGAAAUCAAUUACAAUUAACAAGCGAUCAAAUUGAUAAUACAACUAUGGUUAAUGUGAAAAAUGAUGAUUUAAUUGUAUUUGAAGAAAUGGAUGGAGAUGCACAACCAGAAGAUAAAAGAUCAGUCAAUUCUUGGAUACAAAAAUUGGAUCAAGUACCAACGAUUGACAUGUUGGAAGCACAUGCAGUAUCUUCAUUCUCACCAUUUAUCCUAAAUUCUCUACUUGCACCAAUGUUGAAAAAGGGUGUACAGAAAUUAAAGUCGGCCCAUAUCAUCAAUGUAUCGGCCAUGGAGGGCAAAUUUACAAGAUUCUAUAAAUCGAGUAAUCAUCCACAUACCAAUAUGGCAAAGGCAUCAAUGAAUAUGAUGACUCGUACUGCUGCUCUUGGAUACGCAAAUUCUGGUAUCUAUUUAAAUUCUGUUGAUACUGGUUGGAUUACAAAUGAAAAUCCAUAUGAUAUAAAGAUUAAACAAUUUACAAAUGGAGUAGAAUUCCAACCACCAUUGGAUGAAAUUGAUGGAGCUGCUAGAGUUUUGGCUCCAAUAUUUGAUGGUAUCAAUAAUAAUAAUCAUGAAUUUGGUUUAUUCUUUAAGGAUUAUAAGCCUACUUCAUGGUAA
Cavenderia fasciculata is the source of this 3114-nucleotide messenger RNA. RefSeq lists its product as uncharacterized. Lineage: Eukaryota; Evosea; Eumycetozoa; Acytosteliales; Cavenderiaceae. Bases 1 to 3114 code for a protein of 1037 amino acids. The transcript has 4 exons. The record is from RefSeq and is a predicted model, not a curated record.